Molecule: messenger RNA, 499 nt
Organism: Myotis brandtii (Brandt's bat)
Lineage: Eukaryota; Metazoa; Chordata; Mammalia; Chiroptera; Vespertilionidae
Product: semaphorin-4F-like
Exons: 3
Biological process (GO): semaphorin-plexin signaling pathway; positive regulation of cell migration; axon guidance
Molecular function (GO): semaphorin receptor binding; chemorepellent activity
Source: RefSeq, a predicted model, not a curated record
GCCAGCUGAGUGGGGGGAUGAAGAUGGAGACAAGGAAAUCUACUUCUUCUUUACGGAGACUUCUCGAGCCUUUGACUCAUACGAGCGCCUUAAAGUUCCUCGGGUGGCCCGUGUGUGUGCGGGGGACCUUGGGGGCCGGAGGAUGCUCCAGAAGAAGUGGACGACCUUUCUGAAGGCUGACCUGCGGUGUCCAGGGCCUGAAGAUGGCCGGGCCUCUAGUGUCCUGCAGGACAUGGCUAUUCUUCGACCUGAGACUGGAGUGGGGGCCCCCAUCUUUUAUGGCAUCUUUUUCUUUCAGUGGGAGGAGGCUUCCAUCUCGGCUGUCUGUGCCUUCCGACCACAAGACAUUCGGACAGUGCUGAAUGGUCCCUUCAGGGAGCUGAAAGAUGUCUGCAACAGGGGACAGCCUGUCAUGGAGAGUGAGGUACCCCAGCCCAGACCUGGAGAGGUAAGGGGUGUGUGGCAGCUCUUCACCCCAUGCCAGAAUCGCCUCAUUAGA